UGACGCUGAGCUACGAGCCCGACGACAAAGCGACGCAGUGCUUCGACGGUCGGGGCCAGCCGCGCGACAACGGAGACACGUGGCACGAGCUGGACCCCUGCACGAGCUGCCAAUGCGAGGACGGGCGCAAGUCCUGCCACGCGACCAUGUGCCGGUCGUGCGAGCGAUCGCUACCCCGUGCCCCGGGGGAGUGCUGUCCACGAUGCGCCACCACCUCCUGUCCAAAUCUCGCCGAGACCUGCAAGCUCCUCGACUGCGGCGAGCUGGGACUCGCCGUCGACGAUAACGGCUGCACCACCUGCAAGUGCAGGACACCCGUCGAACAGAACGAGGUGAUGGAGGAGGAUGACGAUGACGAGGAGGACGAUGAGGAGGAUGAGGACGGGCUCGACGAGGACGACGAGUGUCCCGAGUCGCAGCAGUCGUGCAACCUCAGCUGCCAGUGGGGCUUCCUCAUGGACUCGAGGGGCUGCGUGUUUUGCCAGUGCAGGCCGCGCCCCGACUGUCCGGCCAUCAUUGACUGCGACCUCGAGUGCCCGCAAGGCUUUACCAUGGACGAGCUCGGCUGCCCGACCUGCCGGUGCCUGGACAGCUGCCUGGACGAGCGCAACGUGACACAUCUCGAGGGAGCGCGCUGGCGCACCGACUACUGCCGUAGCUGUUCCUGCGAGCCCGGCGGCCGGAUCUUCUGCAACGAGACCAUCUGCGCGGUCGCCUGCGGCAAUCCCCUGCCACCGCCCCCGGGAAAAUGCUGUCCGAUCUGCCCCACCCCCUCGAUAAAGUACGGAAUAAAAGUUUCCAUCUUCGGCAGAUAA
Messenger RNA from Copidosoma floridanum, 815 nucleotides. RefSeq names its product cysteine-rich motor neuron 1 protein-like. NCBI's taxonomy places the organism in Eukaryota, Metazoa, Arthropoda, Insecta, Hymenoptera, Encyrtidae. Gene Ontology annotation, cellular component: plasma membrane. The record is from RefSeq and is a predicted model, not a curated record. Gene Ontology annotation, molecular function: protein binding; serine-type endopeptidase inhibitor activity.